AUGGUAGAAGAAAAAGGGUUCGUGCUUUUGCUCUAUGGUGCUUCCCAACACAAGUUGAGGUCUAUGAUGUUUUAUACCACAUUGUUGUUUCCCAUGAUGUUGGUUCUUUCUCCAUUUGCAUUUUCACUCACUGAAGAAGGACAAGCAUUAAUGGCAAUGAAGUCUUCGUUCAACAACAUUGCUGACUUUCUUCUUGACUGGGAUGAUGUGCAUAAUGACGACUUUUGUUCAUGGCGUGGAGUUUUUUGUGAUAAUGUCACUCUUACUUUAACAAUGGUUUCUCUGAAUUUGUCAAGCUUAAAUCUUGGUGGUGAAAUAUCGCCAGCAAUUGGUGAUUUAAGAAACUUGCAAUCCAUAGACCUGCAAGGAAAUAAGCUUACUGGUCAAAUCCCCGAUGAAAUCGGGAACUGCGCCGAACUUGUUCAUCUGGAUUUAUCUGAUAAUCAGCUUUAUGGUGAUAUACCUUUCUCCUUAUCGAAGCUGAAGCUACUUGAGUUUUUGAAUUUAAAGAACAAUCAGUUGACAGGUCCUAUUCCUUCGACUUUAUCGCAAAUUCCAAACCUCAAGACUAUUGAUCUUGCUAGAAAUAAGUUCAUUGGAGAGAUACCGAGGCUUCUCUAUUGGAAUGAAGUAUUGCAAUACCUUGGGUUGCGAGGGAACAUGUUGACUGGAAUUUUGUCUCCAGACAUUUGUCAAUUAACUGGUUUAUGGUAUUUUGAUGUCAGAGGCAAUAAUUUGACUAGUACUAUACCAGAGAGCAUUGGCAACUGCACAAAUUUUGAAAUCUUUGACAUAUCGUAUAACCAGAUUACCGGGGAGAUUCCGUAUAACAUUGGAUUUCUUCAAGUAGCUACUUUGUCGCUUCAAGGAAAUAGGUUAACCGGGAAGAUACCAGAGGUGAUUGGUUUGAUGCAAGCUCUUGCAAUUUUGGAUUUGAGAGAGAAUCUGUUAGUAGGACCAAUUCCUCCAAUAUUAGGAAAUCUAUCUUUCACCGGAAAACUAUAUCUUCAUGGAAACAUGCUUACUGGAUCGAUACCUCCCGAGCUAGGCAAUAUGUCUAAACUGAGCUACCUGCAAUUGAAUGAUAAUCAACUGGUGGGUGAAAUUCCCGAUGAGUUUGGGAAGCUUGAACAUCUGUUCGAAUUGAAUCUUGCCAAUAAUCAUCUAAAUGGAUCUAUUCCACAUAACAUAAGCUCUUGCACGACAUUAAAUCAGUUUAAUGUGCAUGGUAAUCAGUUAAGCGGUUCUAUUCCAUUGAGCUUUCGCAACCUUGAGAGUUUGACUUACUUAAAUCUCUCUGCGAACAACUUUAAAGGGAUUAUACCAGUUGAGUUAGGCCGUAUCAUAAAUCUUGAUACAUUGGACCUAUCUAGCAAUAAUUUUUCCGGUCAUGUCCCAGCAUCUGUUGGUUCUCUUGAGCAUCUUUUGACCUUGAACUUGAGCAGGAACCACCUUGAUGGUCCCUUGUCUGCUGAAUUUGGGAAUCUCAGAAGCAUACAGAUUAUUGAUAUGUCCUUCAACAAUCUGUCGGGUAGCAUUCCUCCAGAAAUUGGACAGCUGUAA
Lathyrus sativus (Indian pea) is the source of this 1563-nucleotide messenger RNA. NCBI's taxonomy places the organism in Eukaryota, Viridiplantae, Streptophyta, Magnoliopsida, Fabales, Fabaceae. The record is from the annotation of a GenBank genome assembly.